Molecule: messenger RNA, 813 nt
Organism: Trypanosoma rangeli
Lineage: Eukaryota; Euglenozoa; Kinetoplastea; Trypanosomatida; Trypanosomatidae
Product: high mobility group protein
Exons: 1
Coding region: 1-813 (270 amino acids)
Source: RefSeq, a predicted model, not a curated record
AUGUCCUCUGAGCUCAACUCAGGUCCUCUCCCGGCGGACGUCGAGGGGGUUAUUGCAACCAUCAUGCGAGAGGAGGGUGUCAGCUUUCUUACGAGCAAGAUUUUGCGUCUGCGCCUGGAGGCGAAAUACCGGAUUGAGUUUACCUCGCAUAAGACUGCUGUGGAGAGCAUCGUUACGAGGCUCAUGCAGCUCCCCGAGUUCAAGAAGCAGCUAGAGAACGCGGUGAGGGAGGAGAGGGCAGCGAACAGCAUUGGCGGAAAAGGGAGGAAACGCGGCGCCAGCGCUAAGGCGGACGAGAGGGAUACGAAAAAGAGCAAGAAGGAGAAGAAGCCGGACGGCUACCCAAAGGCCGCGCUCUCACCGUACAUUCUUUUCGGGAAUGAUCACCGUGACAAGAUUAAGGCGGAGAACCCGGAGAUGAAAAACACGGAGAUCCUGCAAAGGUUGGGCAAACUGUGGGCAGAGGCCUCGGAGGCCCUUAAAGCAAAGUACAAGAAGCUCGCUGAGGACGACAAGGAACGCUUUAAACGGGAACUCGGCGAGUACCAAAAGAGCGGUGGCGAGGAGUACAAGCGCGGUGGCGGAAAGGCAAAGGCGAAGGAUAAAAACGCGCCAAAGCGGUCUCUGUCCGCCUACUUUUUUUUUGCGAGCGAUUUCCGAAAAAAGAAUCCAGAGUUGAGCGUCACGGAGGCUUCCAAGGCGGCCGGCGCUGCAUGGAAGGAGCUCUCCGAUGAAAUGAGAAAGCCAUACGAGGCCAUGGCAGAUAAGGACAAGGAACGCUACCAGCGCGAGAUGGCGGCAAGGGCCACGUAG